Mercenaria mercenaria is the source of this 3268-nucleotide messenger RNA. RefSeq names its product paired box protein Pax-6-like. Gene Ontology annotation, molecular function: RNA polymerase II cis-regulatory region sequence-specific DNA binding; DNA-binding transcription factor activity, RNA polymerase II-specific. The transcript has 5 exons. Gene Ontology annotation, biological process: regulation of transcription by RNA polymerase II; anatomical structure development. NCBI's taxonomy places the organism in Eukaryota, Metazoa, Mollusca, Bivalvia, Venerida, Veneridae. Bases 12 to 1025 code for a protein of 337 amino acids. The record is from RefSeq and is a predicted model, not a curated record.
GCAAGAGAGCGAUGAACCGUUUUCCCGACAUAAGCCCGAUACCAGGACUUUGCUGCGAUGUGCCACAUCUACCUCUACCCUCAUCACAGAUGACAUCAUUCGUUCCUAGUCCGUAUUUGUCCAAUCCGUACGCUUCUUUAAGUAACGGAACCGGAAACUAUGUGGACAGACUUAUGGGUCGAUACUAUGAUCCCGUCAUGCAAUUGCGCAGGAGCGCCAUAGGCGGAAGUAAACCGAAGGUGGCGACACCUGGUGUCGUUGAGAAAAUUGAACUCUACAAGCGCGAGAAUCCGACGAUAUUUGCCUGGGAAAUAAGAGACAAACUUUUAACAGAUGGCAUUUGCACUUCAAGCAAUGUCCCAAGUGUGAGCUCCAUCAAUCGUAUAUUACGUAACAGAGCAGCAGAACGUGCGGCCGUUGAAUACACUAAAAUAGCUUCCAGGUCAUUUAUGCACUUGUACCCUCAGUUAUGGUCAAUGUCGUCACCACGUGACUACACAUGCGCAGUGAGAGUCCCAGAUUCAUCCGCCAGCAGUGAUGAACAACUUUCAAAAUCGGAUGAUGAAACUAAUGUUUCAGUUGAUGAAGAAAUAUAUGAUCCUCAAAAGUCUGAUGAUAUGUCACUACCAAAACUUCGCAGAAAUCGCACGACCUUCACCCAGGAUCAAUUAGAUGUCCUCGAACAAGAGUUUGAAAGGAGUCACUACCCAGGAGUCAAUACGAGGGAAGAUCUGGCAAGCAAAACUAACCUCUCAGAGGCAAGAGUACAGGUAUGGUUCUCAAACAGACGAGCAAAAUGGCGUCGUCAACAAAGAAUGAGUUUCCUUCAAACCUCGCGGCAAAUGUUGUUACGUUUUCCAGUACUUCCGGUUCCGCAGGAAAUCGAUGACAUGCGAAGGAAUUCUGGGAGGAUAUCCCCUUGUAUGACGUCACGAGAUUUAUCGCCUGUUUCAUCAACUAUGACAUCCCCUAUAAGUAUAGGUGGCUCAUCGUCCGCAUUUGACAAAGUUGAGCAAUCACCGUGAUGUCCACACACCCACUAAAGCCUCAAGGUGUUUUGGCUACUGGAUCGCAUAAAAGUUAUGCACCGUUUGAAAAUUGUCAAAACUGGGAACUGCAAACGCGUAGAUGGACAUUACAAGAUAAUCAGAGUUUCAAAGACCAUGUACUCAUCAUUUAGGGGUUUUGUGCAAUAUUUCAACAUGAAAAUCAAGACAAAUCAGCAAUAUUUUGUCUUCCAGCAAUAACAUAUGUGUUCAUUGUAUUUUAGAUCAACUUUUACACAUGUUAUAUCGAUGUAGGCAACCAGUUAGCAUGUUCUAACAAUUCUGUAUAUAUUUCUCAUUAACAUUUAAUUAUGCAUUGAAACAACAUUAAUUAAAACCAGAUGUAAUCUAGUCAUGCACGUGUAUUUCAAUAUUUAUCAUUUCAAUUUGUUAAUUACACAUUUGUACAUUGUUUUGCGCAACUAUUACAUUACUUUUGCUUAGGGAUCGGGAAUUGUUGUUCAAAUGUCAGAUAUUUACAUGUUGAUACACACUGCUUAGCCAAACGAAAGGGUAAGAGUCAUUAAAAUCGCUCAAGAGCGCUACACCUUAGUUCCAUAAUUUCAAUAUUAUAACUUUAUUAAGUAUAUUAUUUCAUAUUGAUUUUGCCAUUAGUCCGUGGAUAGUCGUUCUCGCCUAAUGACAUAGACCGUUGUAUUGUUCACCUCAAAUUUAGCCUCUCAUUUUUUUUAAUCCAAUUUUUGGCCCUUUGUUCUCGUGUUAGCCUUGAUUUUUGUUAGUGACUCUACACAGAAAUAUGUUGGAUCAUAAAUGGGAUGCGAAACUCCAGCCGAGUCCCAAUAAUUAUCAUACCGACCCCAUAUAUUUCUGUGGAGGGUUACUAACAAACCCUAUAAUUAAUUUGUUUUAUCGACCACUUAAUUUUUACUUUGGACAUGAUACUUUUCUGACCUUCCACAGCAAAACUGAAUGUCAUCACGUGACCAAUUUUAAACAAAUGAAAGUGCUAUAUCUUUUGGGAGGAUCACCAACAUCACAAUUUCAUCAAUUUAACAGACUGUAGAAAGGGAUCGGCUGCGCGUUCCAAUAUGAUAGGGGAGAUAAUUGUAAUAAUCUAAUGAAUGAUCUAACAACACUUAUGUCUCUUUAGCAACAUGAAAAAAGGAGCACGAUGGUGAUUCCUUGACAGCAAAUCAGAGUCUUCCAAAUGUACUCAUUUUGAAUGUACAUGUAAAGAAACUUUUAUGUGCAUUGUUUUUAUUGAAUAAAAUAUUGAAUUGUACAACCCUUGUUGACUCUGUUCUUUUAAACAAUUAAUAAAUCAGCCAAUAUAGUUGCAUGGUAGCCAAAUACAGUUGAGUCCCCGUGACCUUGACCUUUAAAUCACUGACCCCAAAAGGCAAGGACCUUCCUCAAAUGGUACUUGGCUAUUAUGCAAAAAUCAAAAGCACUUGCUUUUAUACUUCCUGGCUUAAUAUCCAGAAACAAAACAAUAAAAAAUUAUGUUAUGUGAGUGGACCCGUAAUGAAACUCGGCAAUUUCCGUAUGAUUACGUAUCCUCGAUAGACACUCCGGCAUUCUUCGGACUAACUAUAGGUCGCAAUAGCAUAAAUAGUAUUCCCUAUAUAUUCUAUAUAAGACUGACAUUUUCUAAUGAGCUUCCAAACAUAGCUAGACCCAUUUUAGAGAACAAAUCCUUAUUUCAUUUUAAAGAGUUAUGAUAAAACUGACAUAAAAUGAAGAGAAAAGUAGACGUCAUACAUCUUCUAAGUGAGAUUUCUCUUGUCACAUUUGAUUACUGUAAAAUCACAUCAAAAUCAUACUGCUGUGACCUGGAAGUACUACUCAUAAUAAAACUGAGUUUCACUUCAGCAAAUGCAAACUCCUCUCCCAAUUUUUCUACCAAAAUGUCAAAAAUACACCCACAAUGAAAUUUAAAUAGAAAUUUAAUUUAGACCUCUCGGCCAAGUGAAACAUUAGUAUUCAAAUACCUGGCAGCCAUUAUGCGACUGGACCAGAUGGCUCCCACGCUGGCUCCUUUACUAUAGUUAGGCCUAUAGCUCGAACGACUUUCAACAAAAACUGGAGAAUAUUCAAAUAGCAUACGGAAAAUACAUAUGAUAAUUUUCCUACUGUAAGCAUGGGUCCACUGCCUUAAUCUGAGUUUUCUUUGGUCCUUAAGACAACUGACCUCCGAAACAACAAAGACAUUCCACCAAUAGCGACACGGCUAGUGCCGUUAAGCAAAUAAUAUAUAUUAU